This is a messenger RNA of Caenorhabditis briggsae, 1548 nucleotides long. Lineage: Eukaryota; Metazoa; Nematoda; Chromadorea; Rhabditida; Rhabditidae. Gene Ontology annotation, cellular component: nucleus; cytoplasm. Bases 1 to 1548 code for a protein of 515 amino acids. Gene Ontology annotation, molecular function: ATP binding; protein serine/threonine kinase activity. Gene Ontology annotation, biological process: peptidyl-serine phosphorylation; signal transduction. The record is from RefSeq and is a predicted model, not a curated record. The transcript has 8 exons.
AUGUCAGGUUCUAAAGAAAAUGCAAACGGAGGGAACUGCGAUGAGCUCAACUUUAGUAUUGGAGAAACAGUAAGCGGAUUCAAACUGGUGAAGAAGAUAGACGAAGGAGGAUUCGGGCAAGUUUUCAAAGUGACAAGAGAUGAUAAAACGUUCUAUGCGAUGAAAUUGGAAUCGAGUUUUCAAGGAGGUGGAUCUGCGAUCAAACUAGAAAUCAAUGUUUUGCAACAACUACCAAAAGAUACAGUGUUCCCUGAAUUGAUUUCUGGAGGAAGAAAGCCGCGUUUCCAUUAUCUCGUUCUUGAAUUACUUGGUGAUAAUCUCAAAAUGCUGAAAUCCAGAAGUCCAAAUCCAGAUGUUUGGACCGAUGGAACAUGGUCGAGAAUUGGAAUUCAGUGUUUGUAUGCAAUCAAAGUGAUGCAUGACUCUGGAUUCGUGCACAGAGAUAUCAAGCCGAACAAUUUCGCAAUCGGUUUGAACACAAUUUCAGAGUUAAGAAGCAGACGAGUUCUUCUUUUCGAUUUUGGUUUGGCCAGAAAAUUUGUUCGAAAACUCCCGCCAGCCGACUUGGGUAUCUCGAAGAAAACAGACGCCGCUGUCUCCAAGAAUGGAGCAUCGAAACUCAAGACAAAGCAAGUGAAACCGUCUGGAGAAAAAGGGUCGAAAGUAAAAAAAACCAGGAGCAAACAUGUGAACACUGAGGACGUUCUUCGAAAAAAUCAGAUGAAAGUUCAGAUGAAGAUGAAAAAGCUAAGAGGACCGAAGGCAGCUGAUAACAGUCAACGGACUGCAGAAGAGAAGCCGGACGAAGAUGAGUAUGCUUUUCGGAUCCCUCGUCCACAUACGGAUUUCCGUGGAACCCAUCAGUACGCUUCACCAAAUGCUCACUUACAGAAAGAACUAGGUCGCCACGAUGAUAUCUGGUCGUUGAUGUAUAUGGUUGCCGAGUUUUUUGUCGAACUUCCAUGGACUAACAAUGAGGAUCUUCCGGUGGAUGAACUCAAAGAUCAGUCAUCACUUCUUCGUUUAUUCAUUGACGAAAAGAAUCCCAAUCGUCUCACACAAGAAAUGCGUCGCCAACUGAACGAAAUUGACAAAAUGCUCAAAUCGAUGAACUAUUAUACUCAUCCGAAUUACGAACUGGUCUAUCAGUUCUUGAAGGAUUCAAUGGAUAAAUCCAAAGUCUCUUGGGAUUCGCCUUUUGACUGGGAACUAUCGGGGCAAUCUGAACUGGAGAAAACGAUUAAACAACCCAAGAAGAAAAAUUUCUAUUGGGAGAAUCCAAAAUCGUUUUUCAAGAAUAGUCGCUGGGUUGAACUGAAAAUGCCAUCUCUUUCGCCACCGGUCUCAUCUAAAAACUCGUCAGCGUCAAAAGCAAGAUCUGUGAGUGGAUACAAGAAAGCGGACUACAAAGCACGUGGAAGAGGUCCGAUGAGUAAGGAAGACUCGGCAGAUGGCGAGGAUGUGUUGGCAAAAGCACCUACUCCGGCACAGAAAUCGUCAAGGAAAGAGCCAGAUGUGAUUUCUGUGGAAUCAAAGAAGCAAAUUUAA